Molecule: messenger RNA, 3104 nt
Organism: Trichechus manatus latirostris (Florida manatee)
Lineage: Eukaryota; Metazoa; Chordata; Mammalia; Sirenia; Trichechidae
Gene: ZNF385B
Product: zinc finger protein 385B
Exons: 7
Coding region: 799-1818 (339 amino acids)
Cellular component (GO): nucleus
Molecular function (GO): nucleic acid binding; zinc ion binding
Source: RefSeq, a predicted model, not a curated record
GCAAAUUUUUACUAUAGUCAUUAUUUUAAUCUUAAAGACAGGUGCUUAGGAGUAAAUAUAUUUAACUUGCUCUUUAAUGGGCUUCUGUGUUAAAUGUAUGGAAUUUUCUUGUUGUUGUAAUUGUAAUAGCUUCUUGUGCCUUCAUCUGUCUACAGAGAAGUCCCAGGAAUCUACAGCUAUUUUGUUUUUUUGCAGCCUUUAUGAUAAGUCCUUAUAAUAUAGACUACUGAUUUCUUCUCUGUAUCCUGCUCAUUGUUGAAAAGCCAGAGCUAUUUUUAACAUUUACACAAUUUCGAUAGACGAUUCUCCCUUCCACAAGGUUUGGUGCUAAAUCUGUGGAGACGUUCAUAAUCAUAUCCUUUUUGUGGUUUGUGUGAAUUUGAUCACAGUGGCUGAUUUCAUGCAUUGAUAAUGAAGGCUUAGGUUGCCUGUUUCUCGGCAUAAAUCCACCUCAGACUUGUAGGUUGACAGUGCUUCUGAUUUCAGCACGCAUGGAGAUAUAGAAUUGAAAUUGCUUUGCUUUCUUUACAAAUGACUCAGAAUGUGCUUGUCCUUCCCUAAAAUGUUGCCAGCGUGUAAAGGAUUUUCAAUGAGCAGUGCAAUAAGCCAGCAUCUGGGAAGGUUUGGAGCUGCACUGAUAUAACGUGGUACUGUCACACAGAUAAUCAGGGCUGGAGUCAAGUCUCGGUAACACUGUGCAUUAUACUGUCACAUACUGGAAGUUUUAUUUAUUCAAGUUGGUUGCUGUCUAGGCUGGUGAAAGCCCUGCCAGGAUGUGGAGUGGACUUCCUAGUAGAGAUGGAUCCUGUGCAAAAAGCAGUCAUAAACCACACAUUUGGAGUGUCUAUUCCCCCAAAGAAGAAACAAGUUAUUUCUUGUAAUGUCUGUCAGCUUCGCUUUAACUCGGAUAGCCAGGCCGAGGCCCACUACAAAGGAAGUAAACAUGCCAAGAAGGUCAAAGCACUAGAGGCAACGAAAAAUAAACCCAAAAUGGUUUCUUCCAAGGACAGCGCAAAGGCUAAUCCCAGCUGCUCCAUCACUCCAAUCACAGGCAACAGCUCUGACAAAUCAGAAGAUAAAGGGAAGUUAAAAGCCAACAGUUCCAGUCAGCCGUCAAGCUCUGAAGGUGGCUCAUUUCUCCUCAAAUGUGGCACAACACCCCUACCACCUGGAGCAGCCACUUCUCCCUCCAAGAGCACAAACGGAGUUCCUGGUACUCUUUCUGAAUCAGAAGAAGAAAAAGCCAAAAAAUUACUCUAUUGUUCACUAUGUAAAGUGGCUGUGAACUCCCUGUCACAGCUAGAGGCACACAACACAGGCUCUAAACACAAGACAAUGGUUGAAGCUCGUAAUGGGGCUGGUCCAAUUAAGUCCUAUCCUAGACCUGGAUCAAGAUUAAAGAUGCAGAAUGGCAGUAAGGGAUCAGGACUACAAAACAAGACAUUUCAUUGUGAAAUCUGUGAUGUUCAUGUUAAUUCAGAAAUUCAACUCAAACAGCACAUUUCUAGCCGGAGACAUAAGGAUCGAGUUGCAGGGAAACCACUGAAGCCGAAAUACAGCCCUUACAACAAACUCCAGCGGAGCCCAAGUAUUUUAGCAGCAAAACUUGCAUUCCAGAAAGAUAUGAUGAAGCCUUUGGCCCCGGCCUUCCUGUCCUCGCCCCUGGCAGCAGCAGCAGCAGUGUCCUCUGCACUGUCGUUACCACCAAGGCCGUCUGCCUCGCUCUUCCAGGCUCCAGCCAUACCUCCAGCUCUCCUGAGGCCGGGCCAUGGGCCCAUCAGGGCCACUCCUGCCUCCAUCCUCUUCGCUCCGUACUAGUGUCUGCAAGCUCUGAGACAGUUGAGGCCAGUAGGAAAGUUGAGAAAGAAAGCCAAAAUGAUUAAGCAUUUUGUGUUGCAGUGCCCCUACCCACAAAAUGUAGCAUCUCACCCCUAACCCCAGCUCCAAAGAUAAGUAAAUCACUAGAUUCAAGAGUGCUUUAUAGACCGCUUCUAUGAUUUAGGGAUCUGAGCAGCAAGGCUAUGUAACUCUAUUCCCUCCUCUCCCCACCCCACCCCCACCCCCCACCAUCUGUCUGAUUCAAUUCGUGUACCUGAGAUAUUUGGUUUCUUGAGAAUGUAUUGCUCAGAAAAGAAAAAAAAAAAUCACUCUCUGACAUUUUUCCCAUGGGUGUGAUCUGGCUUAGAAACAAUAUGGAAUGUUUUCCUGACAGACUUGAAAAUUAGGGUCUUCCUCAUACGUCUGUAAAUAACUCUGAAAUCCAACUGGGCAUAUACUAGUGUGGAACAAAAAAUAGAUGAACACAAGUGCUCACUUGUGGAUACCAUCUUACCAACAGAUCACAACGUUUUCUCUUUGGUGUACUAUUGUUGACAGGGAUUGUGUACUGUUUUAGACCCAAGUACUGUUGUAUCUUGUGUAGUACUAGAUCUGUAUCUCUUGUCUGAAUUAAACAUUUUUAGUUGCUGUGUAAAUGUUAGGAAGCAAAAUAGCUUUGAACUUUCUCUUCAAGAGAACAAAAGAUAAAGUAAUGUAUUUUCUUUAUUUCACAUUUUAUUUGGAGAUAUUUAAAAGAAAUAGAAAGCCAUAUAACAUAGCUAUAAUUACUACCUGUUUGCUAUUUUUGGUUAACUUAUUUUGUAGCUUCCUCACCAAUUUGAGUUGCUAAGCAAAUGUAUACAAACAGAAAAAGAGCUUCCUAAAUUGCACAUUUUUGCACCUCUUGUACAUUCUGCAAGAAGACAAUGAAUCCAUGUAUUUCUACAGAAUUAUCUUCAUUUUUAACUUGUUCUCAUUUGUAAUGAUGCUACAUAAUUUUGUGGCUCCCUAAUGCAAUAAUGUACAGAAGAUUAAAAAAAAAAUUUAUAAUUGAACAACUUGUCCUUCUGUUCACUAAAUAUGUUGCAAGUCCUGUCCCCAUGCCCCCCUUUCUAAGCUGAUAUCAACAAGACUGGAAUGUUUGUGAUAUCAGGGGCAAGAGGUAUCAUAAAACAACAAAAUAGAGUGAACUCUUUUAGAGCAUCUAUAUCUGCAACCUAUAAAUGGUAAAAUGUCUGUGUAUUUUUUUAAAUGUAUCUUUUCAAUAAAAGUACAAAAAAUAAAAA